CUGUCAUAAAGUGCCUCUGGGAAGGGGGAAAGGCCGAGUAGAUUUGGGAGUUUCUGCGUGUGGCUGGAAACGCGAUGGAGUCUUGGAGAGCUGUAGGAGGAGGCGCUCGCCAGGCCAGCAAGAGGCCUGGAUCCAGUAGGAUCCCAUGCAGGAACUUCGCUCGUGGAGCAUGUAGAUGGGGUCAGAACUGUCGAUUUUCCCAUGAUAGGAAAUCUACCCAGAUCUGCAGGUAUUUCCAGAAUGGAUUCUGUUGCUAUGGAGACUGUUGCAGCUACCAGCAUAUCUCAGAAGCUCCAGCCUUCAGCACGUGUGGUACAGAGUCUGCCUACCAUGGACUGGAAGAAACUGGAUUGUUGAGAAACCAUCAAAGGUCGGAGCCAGCCAUCUUGCCAGAGGCUUCAGUCAGGAGCCGGAGAGGGUCUUGGCAUGAGUCUGAGCCAACAGUCUUGGGCAUGGGGCAGCUGCAAAGAAACUUUGAAAGCAUGAGCAUGUCAUUUGAUGAGGAAGAUGAAGACAAGGAAAAAGCCUUUAUCCCUAAGCGUCCACCAAACUGGGCUCUCAGCAAAGAAUUUGUCCCUAGGGAGACCAGUGCAGUUUCUAGCUCCCAAGAACUGAAAAUUGGUACCACAUCCCUGAAGUCAGAAAAUGAAUCCGCCAAGGAGACUGCUUCUGCUUCUCUCCCCUCAGAAGAGUCAAAGGCAGCUGGUAGUUCAGAAGCAGCAACAGAAGCUGCAGUGGAACAGAGCAAGGAUGUGGUAUGUGGUAUCUGCAUGGACAAAAUAUCUCAGAAAAUCUUACCCGAGGAACGUCUGUUUGGCAUUCUUCCCAACUGUACCCAUGCUUAUUGUGUGGGCUGCAUCAGGAAGUGGCGGAAAAGCCGAGACUUUCACAGUGCAGUGAUAAAAGGUUGCCCAGAGUGCAGAGUCACGUCAACUUACUUUAUUCCCAAUAAAUACUGGGUUUCUGAUACAGAAGAGAAGGAAAAACUGAUUGAGAAGUUCAAGGCACGGACUAGCAAAAUACGAUGCAAAUUCUUUGUCCGAAGCAAUGGUCACUGUCCGUUUAAAUCAGAAUGCAUCUACCUGCAUGAACUUCCUGGUGGGCAGCUUCCUGCUGCAAGGCUGCGACAGAGGCCUAACCGUCGGAAUCGGCCACACUUUGUCUACAAUCCAUCUCCAUCUGAGAGCUCUGAUGAUGAUGAUGAUGAGGAUGACGAUGUGGAUUUGUGCCUUAUUCAGUGGGCUCUUACCUUUGCACUGUUGCACAAAGAUACAAACUUUGACUUUUCAGACUAUCUCUGGGAUUCAAGUGAUUCUUCUGAUUAGAUGAUGAUGUCCUCUUCAGAGGCCAUGUGUAAUUGGCUCCAGGAGCAGUGUUGAUGAAAUGUAAAGUGGUGCCUUGGAGGAUGGGUGGGGGAUGAAAGAUGUCUUUAGUAUAAUAAGCUUAAUGGCUUUUAGUUUUCUGUCGGAUGUAUUACAAUAUUUUUACUGUAACCCAUAAACUGGGAGAACACAAUGCAAGGAUUCAUUCUAUAUUGGGAAAGGCCUUCUAAUCCACCAGGCAAGAUAUUCCUAUCAUCACUGUCAGCACACGAUGUACAUCUCACCAAUUGCACUGCUGUUGCCCUAACCUAGCCUUGCCUUAAUUGUUGCAUUUUCUGCAUUCCCUCCCACCCUUAUAGCUGAUCGCAUAUUGGAUUCCCCAAUGUGUCAUAUUACAACCUUACAAGUGUUUUAUGGAAGGAUGCUGGGAUCUUCUGAUUUUGCAUGUAUUCUGAAGAAGUCAUGUUUUCUGAAGAAGUCACCUGUGGUCAUGCUGCUGCUUAUUUGUUUCCUCAGGAAAACUGGUUUGCUGAACAAUGCUAUUUACAGUAGGCAGUAUCUGCAACUCACUAUUGUAUAGCAGUGCUGCUGGAUGUCUCUAUAGUAGGCCUAAUUAUGGGGAGUGGGGGGUGGGAGGGGCAUGGGAGGAAGUAUAAAUCUUGAAAUUUUAGUAUUGGUGCAGUGAUCAAUUAGCACUGGAGGCUUAUAAUUAUAGCUUAAACCCUUAUAAAAGGGAUUAGUAAGCCCCUACGUAUUUUUUAAUUCCAGAAAUAUUGAGAUCAUGAAAUAAAAAGAUAAAUAUGCAAA
Messenger RNA from Pantherophis guttatus, 2129 nucleotides. Its product is annotated as putative E3 ubiquitin-protein ligase makorin-1. Gene Ontology annotation, biological process: protein polyubiquitination. The record is from RefSeq and is a predicted model, not a curated record. Lineage: Eukaryota; Metazoa; Chordata; Lepidosauria; Squamata; Colubridae. Gene Ontology annotation, molecular function: metal ion binding; ubiquitin protein ligase activity.